Molecule: messenger RNA, 1405 nt
Organism: Hibiscus syriacus
Lineage: Eukaryota; Viridiplantae; Streptophyta; Magnoliopsida; Malvales; Malvaceae
Product: tubulin beta chain-like
Exons: 3
Coding region: 21-1376 (451 amino acids)
Biological process (GO): microtubule cytoskeleton organization; mitotic cell cycle
Cellular component (GO): cytoplasm; microtubule
Molecular function (GO): GTPase activity; GTP binding; structural constituent of cytoskeleton
Source: RefSeq, a predicted model, not a curated record
UUUUUCAACGAAAAUCGACGAUGAGAGAAAUCCUUCACGUACAAGGUGGCCAAUGCGGGAACCAAAUCGGAUCCAAGUUCUGGGAAGUGAUCUGCGACGAGCACGGCAUUGAUCCAACUGGUAGGUUCAAUGCGGAUGGUGAAUCAUCUGCAAACCAACUGGAGCGUAUCAAUGUGUACUAUAAUGAGGCUUCCGGUGGAAGGUACGUUCCUCGUGCGGUUCUCAUGGAUCUCGAACCCGGUACUAUGGACAGUAUCAGAUCUGGUCCUUACGGCCAGAUCUUUAGGCCUGAUAAUUUCGUGUUUGGACAAUCUGGUGCUGGAAACAACUGGGCCAAGGGUCAUUACACUGAAGGUGCGGAGUUGAUUGAUGCCGUUCUUGAUGUUGUUCGUAAAGAGGCUGAGAAUUGUGAUUGCUUGCAAGGCUUCCAGGUAUGCCAUUCACUUGGAGGAGGCACUGGCUCUGGCAUGGGAACUCUCCUGAUAUCGAAAAUCAGAGAGGAAUAUCCUGACAGGAUGAUGAUGACAUUCUCUGUUUUCCCUUCACCUAAAGUCUCGGACACUGUUGUGGAGCCGUAUAACGCCACCCUUUCUGUACAUCAGUUGGUUGAGAAUGCUGAUGAAUGCAUGGUUCUUGACAAUGAGGCUCUGUAUGAUAUUUGCUUCCGGACAUUGAAGCUCACUAAUCCAAGCUUUGGAGAUCUGAACCACUUGAUUUCCUCAACUAUGAGUGGUGUAACAUGCUGCCUGAGGUUCCCCGGACAGCUGAACUCCGACCUCCGAAAGUUGGCUGUGAACCUGAUCCCAUUCCCACGUCUUCACUUCUUUAUGGUCGGGUUUGCACCCCUCACAUCCCGCGGUUCCCAGCAUUACAUUUCUCUCACAGUCCCGGAGUUGACUCAGCAGAUGUGGGAUGCAAAGAACAUGAUGUGUGCCGCUGACCCUCGCCACGGUCGCUACCUGACAGCCUCAGCUAUGUUCCGAGGCAAGAUGAGCACAAAAGAGGUUGAUGAGCAGAUGAUUAACGUUCAAAACAAGAAUUCAUCGUACUUUGUGGAGUGGAUACCCAAUAAUGUGAAGUCCAGUGUCUGUGAUAUUCCACCAAAGAGCUUGAAGAUGUCGUCGACAUUUGUUGGGAACUCGACAUCAGUCCAGGAGAUGUUUAGGAGGGUAAGUGAACAAUUCACUGCAAUGUUCCGUCGCAAGGCCUUUUUGCAUUGGUACACUGGUGAAGGGAUGGAUGAGAUGGAGUUCACUGAAGCGGAGAGCAACAUGAAUGACUUGGUUGCAGAGUAUCAGCAGUACCAGGACGCGACUGUGGAGGACGAUGAGGCAGAGUACGAGGACGAAGGUCCGGACGAGAACUAUGAGACUUAAAAGAAAAUGCGAUGAACCCGAAUGAAAGU